Molecule: messenger RNA, 3153 nt
Organism: Rhopilema esculentum
Lineage: Eukaryota; Metazoa; Cnidaria; Scyphozoa; Rhizostomeae; Rhizostomatidae
Product: putative sodium-coupled neutral amino acid transporter 11
Biological process (GO): amino acid transmembrane transport
Cellular component (GO): membrane
Molecular function (GO): L-amino acid transmembrane transporter activity
Source: RefSeq, a predicted model, not a curated record
GUUGGACGGCCCUGCUUCCUAUUUGUUUCCAUGGCAAUAUACCUUAAAUGCUGCCUCUCAACUGUUUAGCACUAUGGCGGACCUGCUUAAUUAGAAAAGGUCAGUGAUCUUCCGAAUCAACAGGUCACCGAAUCAUCCUUGUGAAAAUGGCUGCCUGAUUUAGGCCGUUAUCCUUUGUAAGCAAACGUCGGAUCAAUUUAAGCAGAUUGAAUCAAAAAAACUAUUACAAAGGAAAUCGCCUGUUAUGAAAGAUAUGGAGACGGAAUUAUCAAACCCCCCGUCGGCCGAAUACAUUCCCCAGUUGAGCAGCAAGCCUGUUCUACAACCAAUGUCACCAAAGAAGAAAAUACUUCAACAAACAAGAAGUUUGUUAAAUUCUGUUUUUGGGGAUUUUGGCGGAUUUUGCAAUUUAAAAGAGACAAGCUCACCGACGACAUCCAAGAAAGGGAUUUCCUUGCCCUUUGCAAAUUACUUAAAGCAGUCAAAAAUAUUUGUAUUGAGGUCGUCACAAGAGUCAAAUGAAGAAAAAUCGUUUGAAACUGUAACAGACACACAUAAACCAUACAUUCAUUGCAUGAUGAGUGGAGCUAUCAUAGCUUCACCAUAUGCGUUUAAACAAGUUGGAAUUCCAAUGGGAAUCACAUUCGUUGUUUGUUUUGCCUUUUUAAUGGACUAUUGCACUCUAAUUUUAAUGCAGAACAGUAUAUUAACACAGCAAGACACAUACCAGGGAAUUAUCAGAGAGACAUUCGGAAACAAAGUUUUCUGGUUUCUUUCAAGCUUUCAAGUUCUGUUUUACAUAAGCUCAAUGACUUUUUAUCAUGCUCUUCUCGGUGAUAUGCUGCCCAAAAUGAUAAACAGACUGGUACUCAUCUGCGGGGUGGACGAUUUUCAAAUUGGAAGACAGUUCUCGAUAGCAAUGUCUGCUUUGCUGAUUCUGGUUCCUCUCAGUCUUUGCCGAAGCAUACGGUUGAUCUCUAAGUUUUCGCUGAUUUCUUUCUUUUGCAUAACAUCGUUGAUCACUUUUUCUCUGAUUCGUCUCACUACAAUCAGCAGACACGUGCCUUACACGCAUAGCCCUUUUAGAUUUUCCAACAUGAACGCUUUUCAGAGUAUCGGCAUAAUCGUGUUCAUGUACUUGAGUCAUCAUAGCUCAUACAUCUUCAAUGCAUCAAUACGAGACUCUUCUAAAUCGAGGUUCAGUAACACAACAUACGUCAAUAUUUCGUACAGCUUGCUGUGUACAUUGAUGCUGGGUAUCAUUGGCUUUAUCACGUUCAAAGGUCUUGUUCAAGGGGACUUCCUAGAAAACUACUGUGAAGAAGAUGACAUGGCAAAUAUCGUCAGACUGUGUAUAACAGUAAUGAUAAUAAUGCAAUACCCAUUAGAAUGUCAUGGAGGUAGAGAGAUAAUUUACGCAUCGUUCCUACCUCAAAGUGCAACGUCAUUGCCGCUUCAUAUUGGCCUAACAAUGGUUCUUGUGGUUCUCGCGUCGACGAUAUCGAUCUUUGUUGAUUGUGUUUCUCUCAUAUUAGAGAUUUCGGGUCUACUUUUUGCAGUCCCUCUGGUCAUAAUCAUCCCCUGUGGCAGUUUUCUACGAUUGUCGAAAGAAUCAAUAUACGGCCUACGCAAGCUGCCAUGCUUGGUGCUGGCAUCGGCAAGCUUCAUGAUCAUUCUCCUUGGUAUAGUCAUGGCAGCUUUCAUGCCCCAUGGGUGCAUUCAUACCACAAAAUACCUCCCAUACUGCAAUGGAAGCAGCGAACUUCUUUGACCAUUAAUAACACUGAUGUCAUUAAACGAGACAUCCCAACUCAAUCCACUACUUGAUGUCAAUGUCACCGAGUUUGGAUAUCAAAAUAUCACAGACAUUGCUGCAGCGUAUUUCACAUAGAGUAUUUAAAGGUUAGCUUCGAUUGAACUUAUCAGCUAAUUUUGUAACAGAAAUUCUGUAUAAUUUAUAUGGUUUUGAGUAAAUAGGCUUUGAAUGUUAUGUUUUGAUGGGUGAUGGUUCUCAUACUUGUAUUGAUUUCAAACUAAAUGCGAAAACUAAUUUCUGAUAACUUAACUUUUAAUAAACAAAACAAAGAAAAACAAGGGAAACUGGGAGGGAAGGAGAGCACAAAUUUAGAUUUUUUACAUAUAAUGAGUAAAAAAAUGAAAACAGCGAAAUGAACAGAGAGAAAAGCUGAAAGCGAAAACAUGAUUUAACUACCAGAGUGAUCAAGUUUGUGUCAAUUUUUCAUUAUAUUUCUUAAUUAACUUUCUGCUUUUUCAUAGUGUUGCUUUUCUUUUUCUGCAAAGAGCUUUUAAUGCCGAAAGGCAAAAAUUUAGAUAAAACACAUGACAAAAACCAUUAUCCGUGAAUUGUGGGAAAUUUGUUUUUAAAUCACGUGAUAACAAAAAUGCUGACAUCAGCAAAUACUGAAUAUGUAUGCAUCAAUCGAAAGUUAUCUUUGAAACCUUGUAUUACAAUCUAAAUUUCAUUGCAAUUUGACGAAUAUCGAUCGAGUUAUAGCUAUUUAAACACUGAAAAUAUACCAGAAAUGACGUCAUCGAUCUACGACAACAAAGGCUUUUCACAAAAGUUGCAAAUCGAAAUUUUCAAGUUUAAAGCUUAGUCGAACAGAAUCUGUUGAGAAAACGUGACUUAGCAUUUUUGUCAGAUUGUUAGGGCAUAUUCGGUUUACCUGUCGAAAUCAGGCAAUAUUUCUAGCUAAUUACAACUGCUUCCUUCAAAAUCCUCUUUAGGUAACAAACCAUGGAUUCAGGCUUUGAUAACUCAAAUGUUAGUUAUUAUUGGAACUCAAUACAUCGAUUAAGGGGGAGGGGAAAAUAAAGGCCCGUUUGGUGUGACAGUUUCUCAACAUUUCCACCCCGCACACCUACCCUGCAAUUAGAGGUUUCAAAAAGUCAUUCGAAAAUCGAAGAUAGCACCUCAACGUCGGUUUGACCUAAGCAUGCAUUCCGGUCACAAAAUACUGCUAAAUAGAGUAAAAAGGGUUUCUGGGGGAGAUAUUAGAAGAUUUUAAGGGGUGUUGGACCCAAAGUUGUCCUUAUUUGACCAUAACUGUUAUCAAUUACAUCUUUCAAUUAAAAUCAUAAAAAUUUACUGCUACAUUUGGAGUUGUUCUUCAUAGACAAUAAAGUCAUAUA